Molecule: messenger RNA, 765 nt
Organism: Penicillium daleae
Lineage: Eukaryota; Fungi; Ascomycota; Eurotiomycetes; Eurotiales; Aspergillaceae
Product: 60S ribosomal protein uL2
Exons: 3
Coding region: 1-765 (254 amino acids)
Biological process (GO): cytoplasmic translation
Cellular component (GO): ribosome; cytosolic large ribosomal subunit
Molecular function (GO): RNA binding; structural constituent of ribosome
Source: RefSeq, a predicted model, not a curated record
AUGGGUCGCGUUAUCCGCAACCAGAGGAAGGGCCGUGGCUCCAUUUUCACGGCCAACACCCGUCUCAACAAGGCCCCGGCCCAGUUCCGUACCCUUGACUACGCUGAGCGUCAUGGAUACACCCGUGGUGUCGUGAAGGAGAUCAUCCACGAUGCCGGCCGUGGUGCUCCCCUCGCCAAGGUCCAGUUCCGCCACCCCUACAAGUUCAAGAUGGUCACCGAGACCUUCAUCGCCAACGAGGGCAUGUACACCGGCCAGUUCAUCUACGCCGGUAAGAACGCUGCCCUGACCGUCGGCAACGUCCUUCCCCUCGCCUCCAUGCCCGAGGGUACCGUCAUCUCCAACGUCGAGGAGAAGGCCGGUGACCGUGGUGCUCUUGGCCGUACCUCCGGUAACUACGUUACCGUUAUUGGCCACAACCCCGAGGAUGGCAAGACCCGUGUCAAGCUCCCCUCCGGUGCCAAGAAGGUCAUCAAGAACACCGCCCGUGGUAUGGUUGGUAUCGUCGCCGGUGGUGGCCGUACCGACAAGCCCCUGCUCAAGGCUUCUCGUGCCAAGCACAAGUUCGCUGUCAAGCGCAACUCUUGGCCCAAGACUCGUGGUGUUGCCAUGAACCCCGUCGAUCACCCUCACGGUGGUGGUAACCACCAGCACAUCGGUAAGGCCUCGACCAUCUCCCGCUACGCUGCCCAGGGUCAGAAGGCCGGUCUCAUUGCCGCCCGCAGAACUGGUCUGCUCCGCGGUACCCAGAAGACCAAGGAUUAA